Molecule: messenger RNA, 1262 nt
Organism: Musa acuminata AAA Group (dessert banana)
Lineage: Eukaryota; Viridiplantae; Streptophyta; Magnoliopsida; Zingiberales; Musaceae
Product: transcription initiation factor TFIID subunit 9
Exons: 4
Coding region: 301-909 (202 amino acids)
Biological process (GO): DNA-templated transcription initiation; RNA polymerase II preinitiation complex assembly
Cellular component (GO): SAGA complex; transcription factor TFIID complex
Molecular function (GO): RNA polymerase II general transcription initiation factor activity; protein heterodimerization activity; transcription coactivator activity
Source: RefSeq, a predicted model, not a curated record
UGAGGGUGAUGAAAUGUAAUCAGGACUUUGCUGAUGACUCAUCUAACUUAAGUCUUGAGGACAUCUAACUUGCCUUUUUCUUUUGCUGGAUUCUUUCUCAUGUCUCAUUAAGUUCUUAUGGCGUCUAACAUUAUCGCGGUACCCAAGAAUAAAACUGUUACGAACUAAUGGUCUUUGUAACCGACACGUCGUCGAAUUAUAACGUCGAUUGCAGGUUGUAAUGGCCGUUUCAAAGUAACAGUCGCUUUUUCUAAGCGUUAUGUUAAUAUUGUGAUCGGAAGUUCGGAAGGGGUGAAAGAGAUGGAAAGAGACGGCGGAGGCGGCGGGAGAGAGGAGGUGGAGGUGGAGGCGGCGGCGGAGCCACGGGAUGCGCGGGUUGUGAAGGAGCUUCUCCGAUCGAUGGGGCUGGGGGAUGGGGAUUACGAGCCACGGGUGGUGCACCAGUUCCUGGAGCUCGCCUACCGCUACGUGGUGGACGUCCUCUCCGACGCCCAGAUCUACUCCGACCACGCCUCCAAGACCGCCAUUGACCCCGACGACGUCGGCCUCGCCAUCCAGUCGAAGGUCAACUUCUCCUUCUCCCAGCCACCGCCCCGCGAGGUGUUGCUUGAACUGGCAAGGAGCAGAAACAAGACCCCCCUGCCCAAGUCAAUCGCACCUCCCGGGAGCAUACCCUUGCCACCAGAGCAGGACACUCUGAUCAGCCCCAAUUACCAGCUACUGAUACCAAGAAAGCAUCCUCCUCAGGUUGAAGAAACAGAGGAGGACGUCGACGGUUCCAACACAAACCCUAUCGCGACCACUAAUUUGCCGCAAGAGCCAAGGAUCGGUACCGACCAACAACCCCAGCAGCAAAGCCCACAGAGGGUGGCUUUCCCUCUUUCUUCCACGACAGAACGACCGAGGUGACAGUACGUGAACCGAGAGCGAGGUUAUGCUAUGUCAAUGAGUUACUACUACCAUGGAGCCCGCAUUAUGAACACACCUAAUCGAACCCUUUGUGGCGUCCAGGUCCGAGUCUGUUCCACAUCAAUCUGCAUCACUUCCAUUCAAGAAUUAAGACAGGUUUGCAUGCCUGUCUGCAAGCGAAGGCAGUCUUGCCCACAUCUUGUGACCAAUAAUGAUGAAGCGGCAGCGUGUGGUUAUGUAUCGAACAUGUGGUUUGCAGACACAGCACAGCAGCAUGAAGUAUUAUUGAUCGUGUGCUGAUGGAAGGAGAGAUGAGAGAGAAGGGAGUGUAUGGGUUCCAGCUGAAGGGAAAA